UUAUCGAGAAGUGGAGUGAGUUGUUGUUGAAGUGAGAUGGAGAAAAAGAUGGAGGAGGUGGUUGUGGUGGAGCCUCAACGGCCAACAAUUUGGCAGAUGACGAUUAAUGUUAAUGAAUGAAUGGAUUGAUUGAUUGCUUGCUUGCUUCCCAUUUCUUCCCAGUCUUACCCUCCCAGCCAUCAUCUCCAUCUCCAUAUCUUCCCCUCCCCCAGAACUCGGUCUUUUCUCGUUCAUGCGAUGAGAUAGAGUAGGGCCGCAAAGGCCAUUUCAUUUUCCUGUUUCUGUUUUUGGCACCUUUUCGAUUCAUCUGAUCCGCGCGCGCGCCUGAAUCUCGCUGCCCUGUGCUGUACUGUACUUACUGUACUUACUUCCACAAGGGAUCCUCCGAUCUUCCUCCCCAUCUGCAGCUGGAUUAUCUUCCUCUUGCAUUUUACUGCGUGCUUCGAGGACGCCAUGGCUUCCGCCAGCCUCGAUCAGCUUGUCAAAGGCUCUUCAGCGACACAAUCGUCCGACUCGUCGACUUCUGUGGCCGCCCCAUACAAUGGGACUCCGACAUCCGAUGAUGCCUCUUCCUCUUCCCCGCCACGCCCGGCCACGCCCGACGCAUACUCGAACCUGCCUUCAUCCCCACCCCAGAUAUACCUUAAUCUCCUUAUACUGGAAAGCUCUUUGCGAGCCCAAUAUCUAGCCCUGCGUGAACGUCGAAGGCAGAACACCUUUUUCCUGCUGUUGCUGGCCAUCUGGAUUACCUAUUUCGCCUACGCGCUCUUCCUCCGGCCCCGCGAGGAUGGCCGCGGGGUGGGCGGAUCGGUCUACUGGGUGGUCGAGAUGGGCGAGAAGGUCGCUCUACUCGGAGGCGUGGUCACUGCCUUGCUGGUCUGGGGAACAGGACAAUGGGAGCGCGGGGUGCGGUGGCCGCGGCGCUGGCUCGCCGUGACCAACCGUGGCCUCCGCACCAUGAAUACCAAAAUCAUCGUCAUUCGAGGUCCCUGGUGGCAGGAGUUGCUCUCAUACAUCUCCUUCCUCUUUCCGUUCAUCGACCCCUUCUCCCCUUCUCCCGUUGGGGAUUUUCACUAUAUCGAGCGCCCUGUGUCCGAGAAACGCGGUAGUCGGCAGCACUAUCAGCAGUAUUACGGGCAGGACACAGAGUCGGGCCUUGUGCAGGAAGAUCUAAGCCCAGGGGGUGACUACAUCCGACUGCUCCUCCUCCCCAAAUCGUUCUCUCCCGAAUUCCGCGAGAACUGGGACGAUUAUCGCACCGAUUUCUGGGAGAAAGAGAACGAGCGGCGCGCUCAAUUGCGUCAGAAGCUGCUCCAGAAAGAGCGUCAGAUCGCCCAGCAGGACCGCGGCUGGUUCUGGUGGCUUGGAUCCGGUUGGAAGACCUCCCAGCGUCGCCGACUCGCCGCAGCAACGCUCGGCCGAUCCGCAGAAUCCGGGCUCCAACCCCGUCACCACCACCACUCCAGUAUCUCCUCGAAACACGGUCUCGAGUCCAAAUCGCCCGCGCGACGGGGCCCCCGCUCCGAAUCGCACUCCCGAACCCCAUCCCGGAGCACUACUCCCGUGGACACGGACGAGCGGCCACCAUCGCGAUCGUCGAUCAGCGGCCGGCCGCGCCGAGGCAGCCUGAGCCCAAUCGCCCACCUAGAUCACGCGCAACAUCACCAACAGCAGCAGCAGCAGCGCAAGAAGAAAAGCACCAAAGCAAUCACUCGCGGGCUCUCGCCAUUGACCCAGGCACAAAUCCGCGAGGGUGUACUGCGCACUCCAUCUUUUUCAUCCGAAGAUUCCUCCUCAAUGAGAAGCAGUACUCCGGUCGAUAUAAAAUGAAAGCGAAUCUCUCAAGAAAAAGUGUAAAGGAAUAUACUGCAAAUAAAGCAAGGGUGUCAGGCUUAAUUCUCCAGCUGAGAAAUCCCUAAGCCCAAUCGCACAUGUUUGUUAAAUUAUACCCCGCGGGUCCCCUCCCCAUCCUCCUCCGUCUCUCCAGCGCCAUACGUCCUAUUGUCUUCAUGUAGACUUUCUUCUUCCUGUGUGUGUGUGUGUGUGUGUGUGCGU
This is a messenger RNA of Aspergillus fijiensis CBS 313.89, 2055 nucleotides long. Its product is annotated as Spo7-like protein. Bases 454 to 1830 code for a protein of 458 amino acids. Gene Ontology annotation, biological process: nuclear envelope organization. NCBI's taxonomy places the organism in Eukaryota, Fungi, Ascomycota, Eurotiomycetes, Eurotiales, Aspergillaceae. Gene Ontology annotation, molecular function: protein phosphatase regulator activity; phosphoprotein phosphatase activity. Gene Ontology annotation, cellular component: Nem1-Spo7 phosphatase complex. The record is from RefSeq and is a predicted model, not a curated record. The transcript has a single exon.